Dermatophagoides pteronyssinus (European house dust mite) is the source of this 941-nucleotide messenger RNA. Its product is annotated as carbonic anhydrase 7-like. The record is from RefSeq and is a predicted model, not a curated record. Lineage: Eukaryota; Metazoa; Arthropoda; Arachnida; Sarcoptiformes; Pyroglyphidae. Gene Ontology annotation, cellular component: cytoplasm. Gene Ontology annotation, molecular function: zinc ion binding; carbonate dehydratase activity.
UGAUGCUGGUGAUGAUGAUUGUAUUAGUUGAAUGUCGUCAUCGAAUAUCAUCAUCAUCAUCAUCAACGGAUAUUGAUCAAAUACAGAAAAAAUUAUGGGAUUAUCGUGGUCCGAUUGGUGAACGAAAUUGGGAUAAACAUUAUCGUCAUUGUAAAGGACGUUAUCAAUCACCAAUUAAUAUUGAAAUGGAUCGUAUUGUUUAUGUACCAAAUUUACAAUUAUCAUUUAUUAAUUAUGAUAAUUAUCUUUAUUCAAUGCGUAUGACUAAUAAUGGUCAUGGUGUAAAAUUACAUCAACCAAACGAUAUGAUUGAUGAUGAACGUAAUGAUCGUCUUGGUUGUUUCAUUACUGGUACAGCAUUAAAUAAUGAUAUAUAUCGUUUUUUACAAUUUCAUUUUCAUUGGCGUAAUUCACAUUCAAGUGGUUCGGAACAUGCAAUUGAUGGACGUAAAUUUACAAUGGAGAUGCAUAUUGUACAUCAAAAUGUUCGUUAUGAUAAAAAUGAAGCAUUAUUUAAUCGUAUUUUAGCUGGUGAUUUAUUCACUGUAAUUGCUGUAUUUUUUAAUGAAACUGAUCAUCAUAAUCAUGAUUUAGAUCCAAUUAUUAAACAUUUACAUAAAAUAAUUAAUAUUGAUAGUGAAUAUACAUUGGAACAACCAAUACAGUUGAAAAAUUUAUUACCAAUUGAAAAACAAAUAAAUUUUUUACGUUAUUAUGGUUCAUAUACAACACCGGAUUGUCAAGAAAUUGUAACAUGGAUUAUCUAUCCAAAACCAUUGGAUAUAACAUCCGAACAGAUGCAAAAAUUUCAAGAAUUAUUAUUCAAUACAACACAUAAUCAUCGCCAUCAUCACCACCAUCAUCAUCAGCACCAUCAUGAACAUCAACAUAAUCAUCAACAUGCUAAUGAUGAUUUUAAAGCAAUUUCGGCUGCUUUAUAA